AUGAAAGACAGAUAAUUCUUGAGAGGGUUAUUAUUUCAUAGUAUAACAUUUUGUUAUUCGAUCUAUUUUUACUCGGUUCGAAGUGAAGCUACUAAUUUGUUUUGCAUGAUCAUAGCAAGCAUUAUAUCAAUAACUCUGUUUAUUUUGCGCUAUAAAAAUUUAUAGGUGAAGCUUAUAGGAACUAUACUUUGCAUCUAAAUAGAUGUGAUUUGCUUGAUAAUUUUGAAUGUUGUAAAUCUCAAUGUUACAUCAUACGCACAAUUAAUAUGGUGUCAGCACAUCUCUAAGGAAUUAUAUAGAUAAAUGGGAUCAUAAUAAUAUUAUUUAAUUAACCCUCGGUCUCUAUACUACGGCACUAUUUUGACUGUGAGUUUAUUUUAGCAAGUGUACACCCACAUCUAAACUAAUUUCACUGCUGAGUCCCCACAGUUAAUCAUGUGUUUAUUAAUGUCACUCGUCGAUAACUUUAUCAUUCGCAAGAAAAAAAGAUACAGAUUGUAACAAUUAACAACCAUGCCACUCGAUACUGGAACAGUAAACAAACUAGAUGGAGUUGCCAAAAGAGUGCUUUCAAUUUUGGAUCAACCUUCUUAGGAUCAAUCCAAAGAUAGCUUUUAAAGAGAGUAUGACGUUUUUAGUAACAUCUAAUAACAUUAUAUCAAUCCUGAAAUAAUUUAUAAUUCUUUGGAAUAUUUUUCAGAAGGCUUAAUAGUAUUAAAUGUUCUAGACGAAUUAAAUCACACAUAUAAAAUAUCAUACAUGAAUAAUGCUACAAGGAUUCUCUUUGGAAAAGAUUAAGAUGCAGAUAUUCUCUUCAUCUUAGAAAACUUAAAUUCUUUGCACCUGUAAAACCAGGAAUGUUUUGAAGAUUAUAAUUCAAGAAGUGAUUCUGUCCAGUAAAAACUUGGCAAUCUCUCAAAUUCAAAAUUAUGCAAAUCUUUGUUUCCACUAAGAGAUUUGAUGUUCUGCUCAUUAAAAUAGCCUUUGGCUGAUAUUUAAUACUUAGAAAGACAAUAAACUAUUAGCAUGAAGGACCUAUUAGAGAGGAUGAUAAAAACUAAGAGGUAGGACUAAAUUACUGUGAAUACACACAUCGAUACCAACCUAUUUGAGAAUUAGAAAGCAAUCAAAGUAUCUCAGAAUCUUGCUUAUUCAAGGUAAGAUAGUGAUAGAUUGAUGGAAUUCAAACUCACUCUUAAAACAGACAAAAAUGUCUUAAUAAUUUGUAGAGAUGUAACUCAUCGUUAAAAGAUCCGAUACUUAAAGGAAUAUGACAUUUAAAAAUCGAAAAUGCUUUCAUUUGUUAGUCAUGAAUAUAGAUAACCUCUGGGAUGCAUCGUAUAGAUGAUUGAAUGUGCCUUACAAUAAAAAGUAAUAUAAAAAAAUUUAGAAAUUGCUGAAGAUUUGCAAGCAGCAUUGGAUAAUUCAAAAUAUAUGCUAAAUUUAUCUAAUGAUUUAUUGGAUUUGGCUCAAAUAAAGAAUGGAAAAUUCAAAAUUCAAAAGGUACCUAUCAAUUUGGAAAAACUGAUAGCUGAAUCCAUUAAAAUGUUUUCUCUUAAGGCUAAAAUAAAGGAUUUACAUCUAUUUUGUGAUUACUAAGUGACUCUUCCCAAAUUCAUAGUCUCCGAUAAAAAUAGAAUCAAGCAAAUAAUUGUUAAUCUCAUAAGCAAUGCAUUUAAAUUCACUUGUACUAGAAUAUAAGUCAUUGUCGAUCUACUGGCCAACUAAAAGUUGAGAAUAGGAGUAAAGGAUGAUGGAAUAGGAAUCAGCGAAGAGGAACAGAAGGUGUUAUUCAAAGCAUUUUCAAAGAUAAAUUCUGAAGAGAGCAAGAAACUCAAUGAACAAGGCGUAGGAUUAGGUUUGGUUAUAAGUAAUUAAAUAGCUCAAAACAUUGGGUGUUCAGGAUUGAAUAUAGAAUCUAACAAGGAUCAAAAUAAUCAUUUUUCUUUCUUUUACUUUGAUCUAAUGAUGGAAGAAGUAACAAAUAAAAAAAAAGUGCCAAGCUUUAAAAUUCCAUAGAUCAGUCCUCGAUAUCAGGAGGUAGACGAAGCCACAACAUUCAACUAAGAUUGUUAGAAGAUCACAGUAGAUGCAAUACCAUAAUGCUGCCAUUAUUUGAUUGUUGAUGAUGAUUGUUUUAAUGGAUAUGCUUUUAAAAGAAUUUUGAUGGGAUUGCAGAAUAAGUAGGUUUUAUCCAUAUUAUAAUUUGAUGUAGAAUACGUUUCAUCUGGGAAGGACUCUAUUUUAAAGAUCUAGGAGAAGAAGUGUAAUAAGACUUGUUAGGGUUACAAAUUGAUUUUUAUGGAUGUAGAAAUGCCAGUUAUGAAUGGGAUUCAAACAACAAAAUAAAUAUUGAAUAUCAACCAAAAUUAGAUGAUUGUUGGUUGCAGUGGAUAUUCAGAUUUACAAGAGAAGCAGAAAUGCCUAGAAGCUGGCAUGGUUGAUUAUCUCACAAAACCAGUGACAGAAUUAGCUCUCAUUAAAAUACUAGAGAAAUAUUAAUGA
Molecule: messenger RNA, 2505 nt
Organism: Paramecium octaurelia
Lineage: Eukaryota; Ciliophora; Oligohymenophorea; Peniculida; Parameciidae
Source: the annotation of a GenBank genome assembly